Molecule: messenger RNA, 1320 nt
Organism: Mesorhabditis spiculigera
Lineage: Eukaryota; Metazoa; Nematoda; Chromadorea; Rhabditida; Rhabditidae
Source: the annotation of a GenBank genome assembly
AUGUCGGACGUUGACAUGAAGGAAGAUUACGACAUGAAUUAUGAGGAUGGGGACGGGCAAGAAGAAGUGGAAGAAGUGCCCGAAGCGAAGAAAAAGGUUUACGUCCCCGGGGUCAGCCGAGCACUACAAGAGGGCGAGGAGCUCGAGUUCGACCCCGAAGCCUACAAGCUGUUUCACACUUUUAAUACAAACUGGCCGUGCCUGUCGUUUGACGUUGUGCGCGACAACCUGGGCGAUGCACGCGAUAAAUGGCCGAUGGAGAUGUACAUCGCCUCCGGCACGCAAGCCGAAAAGCCCAAGCUCAACGAGAUUUUCGUGCUCGGCGUCAAGAACUUGAUCGGGAAUGAUGCGAAAGACGACGACGCGUCUUCAUCAGACGACAGCGACGAUGAGGGCGAGGAAAAAGAAGAUAAGCAAGCCAUCCUGCACUCCGUCUCCAUCCCCCACUUCGGAGACGUCAAUCGGACGAAGACCGCACGCCUUGGAGACGCCAACGUGCUCGCCGUGUGGAAUGGGCAGGGCAAGGUGCAAUUGUGGAAUAUUACAGAAGCCCUAAACAUGGCCAGCCAAAUGACGGGCAAAUCGGACAACAAGGUGCUCAAGGACCAGAAGCCGCUGUUCUCCUUCUCCGGCCACAACAACCAGGGAUACGCGCUCGCGUGGAACCCGCAGGAAUUGGGCCAAUUGGCGUCCGGCGGCCAAGAUCGCAGCAUUUUCAACUACCACAUGCAGGAGGGCGGCUCGUGGGUCGUCGAUUCGAAGCCGUUGCGUGGCCACACGAACUUCGUCGAGGACGUGCAGUGGAGCCCGGCCGACAAGUCGAUCCUCAUAUCGUGCAGCGGCGAUCAAACAGUUCGGUUAUGGGACACGAGGAUACCGGCAAAGGAUGCGUGCAUCUGCGUCGUCGAGAAUGCGCACGAUGACGACGUGAAUGUGCUGUCGUGGAACCCGAGCCCGAUGAACCCCUUCAUCCUGACCGGCGGCGACGAUGCGGCGCUCAAGAUUUGGAGUCUUCCAAGUCUGCGGGCGGGCCAACCGGUGGCCGUGUUCAAGCACCACACGAAGCCGAUCACCUCCGUCGAAUGGCAUCCCAGCGACGACACGACGUUCAUGGCCUCGUCGGAAGACGACCAGGUCUCCAUUUGGGAUGUCGCCAUGGAGGCCGACUCCGCCGCCGACGAGAUUGACGGCGUGCCCUCGCAGCUGCUCUUCCUACACUGCGGACAAUCGGAGGUCAAAGAGGUCCAUUGGCACCCCCAGUGCCCGGGUGUCGCCAUCUCCACCGCGUUCGACUUCAACAUCUUCAAGCCGAUCAAUUGU